Centruroides sculpturatus (bark scorpion) is the source of this 793-nucleotide messenger RNA. RefSeq lists its product as uncharacterized. Gene Ontology annotation, cellular component: cytoplasmic side of plasma membrane. Gene Ontology annotation, biological process: lipid transport; ganglioside catabolic process. Gene Ontology annotation, molecular function: enzyme activator activity; lipid carrier activity. NCBI's taxonomy places the organism in Eukaryota, Metazoa, Arthropoda, Arachnida, Scorpiones, Buthidae. The record is from RefSeq and is a predicted model, not a curated record. The coding region runs from base 103 to 726 and encodes 207 amino acids. The transcript has 4 exons.
UAAUUUGAUAACAUGCGCUUAAGCAUAAUUCCGGUUUUAUAUAUAAAUGAUACGAAAUAAGUAUAUUUUGCAUUCCUUCCUAUAACUUCAAAGGCAUAAGACAUGAUCGUCAAAUUUCUAAUUUACCUUUUAUAUCCAGCCAGCAUCCUUGCUUUCCUCGAUAUAAGGGUUUCCAGAACUGAGGAUCAAGUAAAAAUCGAACCUGUCGCAAAUUAUACCUUAAAAGAUUGCAGUGAAAAGGGAGACGUUUUGUUUCUGGAGCAUUUGAAAAUCGAACCGAUUCCAUUGAAACUUCAGGAAAAAUUUACACUGAGACUCACUCUGACUUUAAACGAAGACAUUCCAUCACCAAUACAGGUGCACAUCGAAGCAGAAGCACUCGUUAGCAGAUUAUUUAGUACCCCACACAAAAUGAAAUUCCCUUGCGAAUUGUUCUUGAAACCCUUAAAUUUGAGUUGCCCUAUAACAGAUCUGUGCGAAACAAUAUUUAUAAAGGAUAAAAACUGUGCCAACGUCGAAACGAAUGAAGUAUAUCCAUGUUCCUGUCCAUUAAAGAAGGGCAUGACAAUGUUCUCGGAAUUUAAAAUCAAUCCGGGCGAAAUUCCACCCCCGAUUUUACGAUAUUUGAGGGCAUUCCGUCCUAAUGCUAAUAUAAAACUCAUUGCUAAACGACUAAAUCGAAGACUCGGAUGUAUAUCCGCUGAUGUAUCCAUUUUUACAUUGUAAUCGUGCACCAUCCUUGGCCCGUUGUCUACGAUCUCUCGACUUCUCAAAUUACUAUUUGUUAUGAUCU